Messenger RNA from Leopardus geoffroyi (Geoffroy's cat), 5895 nucleotides. RefSeq names its product zinc finger BED-type containing 3 (gene ZBED3). Lineage: Eukaryota; Metazoa; Chordata; Mammalia; Carnivora; Felidae. Gene Ontology annotation, molecular function: transcription cis-regulatory region binding. The transcript is spliced from 5 exons. Bases 1293 to 1991 code for a protein of 232 amino acids. The record is from RefSeq and is a predicted model, not a curated record. Gene Ontology annotation, biological process: regulation of transcription by RNA polymerase II.
AAGGGAGACGCGCGCAGUGGUUUCCGCACAGGACAAAAUGUCUGCGAGGAUCCUGGAGGCGACCGGGCGAUCCCAGACUUCCAGCCCGCCUUCCGCUCCCGCCACGCUUCGGGGGUGAUGGGGCUCCCUUGGUUUUGCUGGUUAUCAGUUCUGGGUGCCCCCAGGCUGUUAACAGUUUUAGCAGUAUCUCAGCUCAUCACCCUUGUCUGCUUUCUUGAUUCAUUACAUCGUUGCCUGACAUGAGUGACUCCAUCUUGCUCUCUACAAAUUGCCAGAUUGCUUUCCUAAAAGCCUUCACAUCUCCACUAGUAAUGUAUGAACGUAUCCUUUUCUUUGCCUCCCUUCUAGCUUUGGCUGACAGACCUCUUCAUUUUUGUUAGUGCGACGGAUCUGAGACCUUAUUGUUACUUUAAUAGCACUUCCCUGAAUAGAAGUGAUGUGUAUCUUUUCACAUAUUUCUUGGCCAUCUAACUUUGUUCUUAGGUCAUUUGCCUAUUCAUAUUUCUUGCCCAUUUUUUUAUUGGGUUAUUUGUCUUUUUCUUGACAGUUUGUUAGAGCUCUUUGUGUAUUAGGGUUGUGACUGAAUAUGCUAACUAAGGCUUCUCUUCCAAGCCAAGAUGGUUGGCUAGGAGGCUUCCCUCCCUCUGCACUGUAGGAAAAGUUAAAACAAGCUGAGGGGUUGUUUAGCAGAACUAGGAAGGCUGUUAUGACUUGUGGCCACAGACUGCUGGUCACCGUUUAAAUACUUAGUCUGAACAGAAGACUGUAUUGAACCAGAAUGUAGCCGUAUGCGGAGGACUGAGAAGGUGAGGCAGUUCAGUACUGUGCUGCCUUCCACCGGUUAAGACCUCCGAGAACAAAGGCCUGCCAAGUCAGAGGAUGUCCCUCUGCCGCCCUUGGAGGGGCAGCGCUGUGCUGGCCGACAUUUGUAGUGCUGCUUGUCCAUGGCUCAGAUGAGGCAGUCCGCUAAGUCUAAGUCCACUAAGUCUUAAUUCUGAUUAAGACAUCAGAAUCAGUGUUUCCCACUCUUGUUUCCACCUUCACUCUUAUAACAGAUGGCAUUCAUGUAUGUGGCACUCCUCUGGGCAUCCCAGAUUUUGAGGAAACCCAGAGACAUCUUGCAGGGAGCACUGCUGAUGGUUCUUCAGAACUCAGGAUUCCUGCUCAGUGUGUCCACCUGAGAACUUACAUUGGCUGGAAACCAUGAGGCAAUGACGGGGACCCCCCAAGGCCGACAGGACAUGGCCUAAUACCUAAUUUAAAGACGCCGCCGCGGAGAGAAUGAGGAGAGAAUGAGGAGUGACGAGCCGACGACGCCCAUGGAAGACAGCGGCGCGCCAGACGACGCUACGGCGCAGGGCGGCCCGUGUCCCGGUCUGGCCCCGGCCCCUCCCGGCCGCCUGGGGGCGCCAUACUGCGAGGCCUGGGGCUACUUUCACCUGGCCCCCGCGCGCCCGGGCCACGCGGCGGGCCAGUGGGCCACCUGCCGGCUGUGCGGGGAGCAGGUGAGCCGCGGCCCGGGCUUCCACUCGGGCACCCCGGCGCUGUGGAGGCACCUCAAGAGCGCGCAUCGACGGGAGCUGGAGAAGAGCUCCGCCCGCAGCUCGCCGGCCGCCGCCCCGGGCCCGCUGCCGCCGCCGCCUCCUCGCGGGCCCUCGGCCGAGGGCGACUGGGCGCGCCUGCUGGAGCAGAUGGGCGCGCUGGCCGUGCGCUGCAGCCUGCGCGAGCGCGAGCUGGCGCGGCGCGAGGCGGCGGUGGAGCAGGGCGAGCGCGCCCUGGAGCUGAGGCGCAGGGCCCUGCAGGAGGAGGAGCGCGCGGCGGCCCAGGCGCGGCGGGAGCUGCAGGCCGAGAGGGAGGCGCUGCAGGGGCGGCUGCGGGAAGUGAGCCGACGCGAAGGCGCCCUGGCCUUGGCCUCUACUCCGCUGCAGACUCCGCUCAAAGAAGAGCCCUUGGGGGAGAGGGACGGCUACAUAAUUACCAAGGUCCUGUAGGUCUGGGCCGCUUUCCACUCCCAACCCCUCCCGUGCCAGCGCUACUCCAAGAGUGGUCCACGGAUCAGCCUCACCUGGGAGCUGAAUCUCAGGCCCACCAAGAUCUCCAAAUGUGGACCCUUGAGAAGCACUUAGGAAACCAGAGUAGAACCAAAAAUCACUUAACGCUCUGUGCCCCGCCACGCCCUGGGAUGCCUGGGAGCACCAGCUCCAGGGGCCUCCUUUGCUGUUGGGCUUCGGUGCAAGGAGGUGGUUUUCCUGCAACUCCUUUCGGAAGGACAGCUCCGUCCUAUAUUACCCGGAGUCCUGUAACUUCCAUACGUAUCAAAGACUGCCACACGACGUGGCUGGACACCCGCCAGGGCAGUCCAGGGUGGAGGGAGCACGGAAAUGAGGAUCGAGCGUUUUAUCCAAGGAGAGUUUUAUUCGUUUCCUCAUGAAUAAAUCUUUGGCAAGUUGGCUUUGCCAGGCACGAGGUUCUGAAAAGGGGGCCAUUUAGCCUCCACAACUGUUCUUUACCCUGUCAUCCUAGUGCCUCAUCAGAGCAAUCUGGGAGAACCCCUGUUUGCUCCCCAGCUUGAAGAGAGCGCACCCCAGCUGUUCCCUUUCUGUUGAAGACCCAGUGGCAGCUGUGGUGCCUUUGUGCCUUACGCUUCCUUACUAGCAAAACAUGAGCUCCUCCCUCCUUAGGAAGGGAGCUUGGUUCCCCACAAAACAGUCCUCACUUCUGGGCCACAAGAGAAGACAUCUCUCCCAUCUGAGGUCACCUUUACUUCUUCCCGUUUGCCUCCAUUCCUCUUCCACCUUUACUGGACCUUUGCUCCAUUACCGCUUCUCCUUUCCUCUGACUCAUUCCCUCUCUUCCCCAGACUACUCUGGUUCCUCAGCAACAAGUCUCCCCUUGUACUAAAAAGAAAGAUUUGACCAGCUUGACUGUCCCCAGCUUAACACUACCCAAGAGGGGUCCAGUUAUCCUUGCUGCCUGUAUUUCCUCCCCAUACUUAAGUCCUUUCCUGGAGGUCAGCUUCCCAUUCUACACUGGACCCGUAAGCUGAAUAUAAUUUGUUUUCAGCCUUCAUCUUGCUAGUAAAAUGAACACCCACAUGUACCCUCCACCUAGACUGAACACUUGUUAACAUAUUGCCUUAUUUUCUCUGCCCUCUAUCCCAAACAUACAUGGCAUUUCAUCCUGAAGUAUUUCAGUCUAUAUAUUCUAAUAGCCUCUAAUACAGAGUCCUUAAUCAAAAUUCCCCAUUGUCUCAAAAAUGUCUUCUUAUCUUUCUUACAAAACAGGGUCCAAUCAAGGUUCAUACAUUACUUUUUGAUAACUUUAGUCUCUUUUGGUCUAGAAUAGCUCCCUUAUUACUUUCUUUUCCAUGACACUUUUUUUUUUUUUUAACAUUUAUUUUUGAGACAGAGCAUGAACGGGGGAGGGUCAGAGAGAGGGAGACACAGAAUCUGAAACAGGCUCCAGGCUCUGAGCUGUCAGCACAGAGCCCAACCCGGGGCUCGAACUCACGGACCGCUAGAUCAUGACCUGAGCCGAAGUCGGCCGCUUAACCGACUGAGCCACCCAGGCGCCCCUCCAUGACACUUUUUGAGAGUCCCAGCCCUCUGGCUUCUAGAAUGCCCUUUAUUCUGGGUUUGUCUGAUUGUUUCCUUAAGCCAAUUUAUGCGCUCAUUCUUGGCUCAUCUGCCUCUGUGCCAGUGACUCCUGACUACCUCCAGCCUCACGUUUUCUUCCCAAGUUCUGGCUUCAUGUCCAAUCCCUGCUGUGUGUCUCUACCUCUGUAUAGCGUGCCACUGCAGAUGGAAAAGGCAAAUCUCUUCAGUUCCACAUCCCCACCCCUCACCCGAUUAUAACAUUUAUGGGGCUCUGAGAAAGUAUUAGGUAUAUACUGCACACUGUACAUGUACCAUCCGACUCUAUUCUCACAGCAGCUCCUUGAGGAGGUAAUACUGUGCCCACUUACAGCUAAGGAAACGGAGAUAGGGGCUAAGUAGGUUGUAAGUAGUAGCUUUGAGAUCCAAAUCCGGUCUAUACCUCCAGAUGCCCUGUUCCUAGCUGCUGCACUAGCUCCCUUGCUAGUCACUGUGUGAACACCAGUUUUCUCCCUAGCUCUAAUUCCAGGUAUCCUGGCACCAUGUGCCAGAGCUGUGCCAAAUGCUUUAGAAUAAGUGCAUGGGCAGCAACCCCAUGACCUAAUUAUUCUUAUGCCCAUUUUGUAGAGGAAGAGACAAGCUCAGGGAACUAAGUAAUGAUGAGGGAGAGCGGGAUUUGAAUUCAUCUCACUGAGGGACACCUGGGUGGCUCAGUUGGUUGAGCAUCCUACUCUUGAUUUUGGCUCAGGUCAUAAUCCCAGGGCCGUGGAAUCUGUGUUGGGCUCUGCUGAGCAUGGAGCCUGCUUAAAAUUCUCUUUCCCCCUCUGUCCCUUUCCCCCACUCACACUCUCUCUCUAAAAGAAAAAAAGAAAAAAGGUUUGAAUUCAUCUCACUCAAUCCUAGGCCCCUAAUAUACUGAGGCUAUUUCUAUAAAGUGUCACACCUGUCUUCCUUCUGAUGCCACCUGCUAAGCUCAAGCCUCACUUAGCAUUCAUCUGGGGUUCAUCUUCCCAUCCUCGUCUUCCCCAGUUGCCCCCUUCCUAACACUCAGCUUGGCUAAAGGAACUGUUCUAAGCCAGCAUUGAUUAUACCACAAUUCCUGCUCAAAGCCCCCACCCCCAGCCCCAUCACCCAUCGUUAAGCUUCAACUUUGUGGCCUGACAUUCAAGUGCCCCCACCCUGGUGCCAAUCUUAUCUGUCCCUUCCCCUACAUGUAUUGUAUGCUCCAGCCAAACUAGACUCUUUGUUCUUCCUGACUGUCCUGUUCUUAUGGCCUUCCCUCCACUUAAAAGGCCCCCUCAAACUCUGAGUAUGAAAAAUCCCACCCAUUUCAAAGACAAUGCUCAAAUUUGACUGCCUGCAUGUAGCUUUCCUUGAUUUCUAAUUUAGAGACGAUUCUUUACUUCUCUGGGUUCAUGGCAUUUUGUACGUAAGUGUCCAUUAUUGGGCUGUUUGGUUUGAAUCCAAUCAAUUGUACUAGUAUGUCAUUAUCAGGAAUGUUUUUCUUAAAACAUUUUUUUUUUCAUUACACAAGUAAUGCAAAUGCAAUGCCCCAAUCUAGGAAGAAAUCAGAAAACAACGAUCCCCCAGGGAGCCUGGGUGGCUCAGUCAGUUAAGCCUCUGACUCCAGCUCAGGUCAUGAUCUCACAGUCCGUGGGUUUGGGCCCCUCAUCAGGCUCUGUGCUGACAGCUCAGAGCCUGGAGCCCGCUUCAGAUUCUGUGUCUCCCUCUCUCUCUGCCCCUUCCCAGCUCACGCCGUCUCUCUCUCUCCUUCAAAAAUAAACAUUAAAAAAAAUUAAAAAAAAAACAAAACAAUUCCCCAAAGUCUUGUCAUCUUAGUAAAACUUCUGUAAACUUUUUAAUGUAUUUUAUUCUUUUGUAUUUCAUAAUUUUUACAUUAUUCUAAUAAUAGUAUGUUAUUUCUGUUAAGUAUUGAAAUUUAACUUCUUCAUGUGGAUUUGAAAGUUGGGCUAUGCUAUAGGAAUAUGAAUUUUUAGAAGGGAAAAAAAGCUUCUACCAAUGUUACUCUUCUAUUCCACCAACUGUUAGAACCGUUAAUACCAGCAAAGACUGAGUUUUAGAAUUUUAACUGCCUCCUCAAGAAAGAUGACUAAUGGGAGCACCAGUAGCCUCUGUUUAGGGGACAGGGGAACAAUAUCAGGGGCCUGAUAACUUAGUGCUGGUUGUGGGAGAGAUUUUACUUUCUCUUUUAUAUACUUCUGCCUUGUUGUACUUUUUUUACACCAAGCAUGAAUUACUUUUAUAAUCAAAAAUAAAAUAAUUCACAUUUCUCAAAUGAGAA